AUGACACAAUGCAUGUGGAAAAAAAAAUUAGCAAUUCUUGAAGAUAAUGCAUCAAAGCUAAUCAGAUACAUUAUCGAGACAUCUCAAAUAAAAAGUCAAAUUGUCUUGCUUAGGAAAUAUCUUUUUGACUUACGCAAAUUCCUCUUCAUCAUGGACUACCGAAAACCUCAUAGAAGAAAUCAGUUUGCAGAUAAGUAUUUUGAUAUUGAAACUUGGUCAAUGAUAGAAAGUUUUAUGCAGAAGCAUAAUUUACAAAAUCCGCAAGAAGUGUGGUUACAGAACGUCCGAGAAAUAAUUGAUUCUCCCCAUGAAGACUUCAAAGACAAUACGCGAAUAUUCUCAGUAGAUAAGACGGAUUAUGGGCUGCGCAUGAUUGGUUGGUUCGUCGCAAUUUGGCAAGCUGGUGAUAAUGAUGAAUUUAUAAUGACCAAUAAUUCGUUUGGAAUUUUUGAAGCUCUAGUGCUUUGUGAUUGUGGAUUUAAAAAAGAGAUUGGGUUUGACGCUUUAGAUAAAAUUUUUGGAUCUAAACAUCGAACGCUUUUUCAAAAUGUUCCUCAUCCACCACCAAUUACGGAAUAUGCUGACCUCAAAGAUGGUAAAGUAAAUCUAAACAAUAAUGAUAAAUUCACCAUUACCUUUAUUAAAGUCAAUUCAGCCGCUGUUCACCUCGUAAACUCCAUUGUGCUUAAUGAAUCUAAACCAUACCUACAAGUUUCUUUCCUUUCUCUUUCAUACCUUUAUAAGACGAUUGUUAAAUACAAUAAAAAUGUCAAGGAAAUUGAUAAAUUUAAACCAAAGGACUUCUCGAAUAUGAAAAAGACUUUAUUCAUGAGGAGUUGA
Dentiscutata erythropus is the source of this 840-nucleotide messenger RNA. The record is from the annotation of a GenBank genome assembly. Lineage: Eukaryota; Fungi; Glomeromycota; Glomeromycetes; Diversisporales; Gigasporaceae.